This is a messenger RNA of Leptopilina heterotoma, 5686 nucleotides long. RefSeq names its product mucin-4. Bases 422 to 4702 code for a protein of 1426 amino acids. Gene Ontology annotation, molecular function: chitin binding; chitinase activity. The record is from RefSeq and is a predicted model, not a curated record. Gene Ontology annotation, cellular component: extracellular region. Gene Ontology annotation, biological process: carbohydrate metabolic process; chitin catabolic process. The transcript is spliced from 18 exons. Lineage: Eukaryota; Metazoa; Arthropoda; Insecta; Hymenoptera; Figitidae.
GGCCUCAACGGAGGUGAUGGAGGUGGCGGUUACGGCGACCCAAGAAAGUAACAGUGGCUCUGCACCAAAGAGUAUCUCUCGUCAGUGAAUGCGAAAGGGAUAUCGUCUUGUUUUCGCGCCAGUUGGACGCUCCUCUCGUUUCAGUGAACGCGGUCAAGAUUUGUGCAAUUGUGAUUAUUUUUUUUUCUGAUAAAACUCCAUUUCUUUUUCUUGUUCUUUUUUUGCCAUCAUCAAUUUUCGUUGAGGAUUGACAUUUGUUUUUGAGUUAUAACAAAUUUUUUUGAAAAACAAGUUUCUUAAAUCUCGUGGGGUACACGACAUUGUCGUUGAAGAUGCAACGUCCUUGAAAUUUGUGACGACCUACAGGAUAUAAUCAUCCGGCUCUUUAUUAGAGCACGACAGUGUUGAUCUUGCAGACAAGAUGGAUUGGAAGGUGCGGUCUCUUACUCUGGUUUUAUGGCUGGGACUCGUUCUUGCAUUCGUACAAAAUGGUAACGCAGAAAAAAGGGUCGUUUGUUAUUACACAAAUUGGUCAGUGUACAGGCCAGGGACUGCAAAAUUUUCACCACAAAACAUUAAUCCUUAUCUCUGUACUCACUUAAUUUAUGCAUUUGGUGGAUUUACCAAGGAUAAUACGUUAAAACCUUUUGACAAAUAUCAGGACAUCGAAAAAGGUGGUUACGCAAAGUUCACCGGUCUCAAAACGUACAACAAGAACCUGAAGACGCUCCUGGCGAUCGGUGGUUGGAAUGAAGGAUCCAGCAGGUUUUCACCAAUGGUCGCUGACGCGCACCGAAGGAAAGAAUUUGUGAAAAACUGUGUGAAAUUUUUGAGGCAAAAUCACUUUGAUGGCCUUGAUCUUGACUGGGAAUAUCCUGCAUUUAGAGAUGGUGGCAAACCGCGAGACAAAGAAAACUACGCGAUUCUCGUUGAGGAACUUCGGGAACAAUUCGAGAGAGAAUCUUUAAAGACGGGACGUCCCAGAUUAUUAAUUACAAUGGCGAUGCCAGCUGGGAUUGAAUACAUAGACAAAGGUUACGAUGUGCCGCGUUUGAAUGACAAUCUUGAUUUUAUAAAUCUUUUAUCAUACGAUUAUCAUUCAGCCUUCGAGCCCGCUGUUAAUCAUCAUUCUCCCCUUUAUCCUCUCGAGGAGGAUAAUGAGUACAAUUACGAUACAGAAUUAACGAUCGAAUUUACCAUUAAUCAUCUCAUUAAGCAAGGCGCCAGUUCUGAGAAAAUUGUACUCGGCAUCCCUACUUACGGCAGAUCGUACACACUUUUCAAUGAAGAUUCAACGGAUAUUGGAUCUCCGGCUGAUGGUCCCGGAAAUGAAGGAGAUGCCACUAGGGAAAAGGGAUAUUUGGCCUAUUAUGAGAUUUGUGAAAACGUCCAAAAAGAUGAAUGGGAAGUGGUGCAACCAAAUCCGGAAGCUAUGGGACCCUAUGCUUUUAAGGAAAAUCAAUGGGUUGGUUAUGAUGAUGAAAAUAUUGUUCGGGUGAAAGCUCAAUAUGUAAAUGAGAAGAAACUCGGAGGAAUUAUGUUUUGGUCCAUUGACAAUGAUGACUUCCGAGGAAAAUGUCAUGGUCGUCCUUAUCCACUAAUUGAAGCUGCGAAAGAAGCUCUUCUCGCUGGCAGCUCCAAACAGGAAGAAGCGAAAGAAAAGCCGUCACUCAGAAAGCCAACAAGAACUCAGUCAAGCCAAAGUAAUUCAUCGGGAAGGCAAUACUCAUCUGCAAAUCGAAGAACGAGUACCACUGAAGCUCCUUCUAGAAAAAGGACUAGUUCCCUAAAAUUUAAAAGUAGAUCCAGCACGCGAGCCUCGCAAAAUGACGAAGAUGAUGAAGACAUUUUGGAUGACGAUGAAGAAGAUGAUAGAAAUUUUGUUAGAGCCAGCGAGAAACCCACGAGGGCAAGACUCAUCAAGAAUCGUCCUAGAAUCCAAACAGCAGAAAGUAGAGCUCGUAGGAAACAAAAAAAUCGAGACAAUAAAUUGGCGGAAAAUUCCAAGGUCGAAGAAUCUGUUAAUAAUAAGUUAACUACUCCGGAACCACCAACAACUCCAGAUCCAGGAAGCGAUUUCAAGUGCGAAGAUGAAGGUUUCUUCCCCCAUCCACGAGAUUGUAAGAAAUAUUUCUGGUGCUUAGACAGUGGACCCAGUGGUCUUGGAGUUGUUGCUCAUCAAUUUACUUGUCCCUCUGGUUUGGUUUUCAACAAAGGUGCUGACUCUUGUGAUUACCCUCGUAAUGUUGUUUGCCCAAAAGUAAAAUCAACAAGUGAAUUAACAACAACAAAAGCACCGACAACAACGACUAGAUCAACAACUCGUCGAACGACAACGGAAAAACCUGAGCCAGAAGAGGAAUACGAAUACGAAGAUGAUGAGGAGGAGGAAGAGGAAGAAGUUGUAACAACAACAGCUAAACCCCUUCUUUAUAAAACAAUUAGUAGAAACAGACCGAGUUCUACGACCGCUCCCUCCGUAAAAACAACAACAGCAGCAACGACAAUUCACAAACAUGAAGAAAGUCCAGAAAAGCCGUUGGAUAUUGCAGAAGAAGAGGAUCCACGAGUGAUCAAGGAGUUGAUUGACUUAAUUAAAAAAGCCGGAGGAAUUGAGCAACUCGAGAAACAGCUUCUCUUGCAGGAGAAACCUGCCGGAGGACAGUCCGGUACUACAAUUGGAAGUGGACAAGUUACUCCGGCUACCAUAAGUCGUAGCUUGUACGAACGUGUUCUAAAUAGGCAAGCGUCUAAAGUUAAUUCCAGAUUCUUUGGAACAUCUUCGAAACCACUUGAGAAUAAAGCGAGUGAUGAAAGUGAAAGGAGCAAGAGGCCGCGAAUCGGUUACACAAAUGGACCUGGUCGAGCGCAAUUCGAUGGACUCGAUGAUCUUCCCGAAGUUAAAAGUCUCAGGAGGACUAACAAACCUCAAUACACAACCAUAGAAAGAUCCAGGUCUUCUCCAUCUGAGAGAAUCGAUGAAAACGAGGAUCAAGAAGAAAAAAAUGACAACGCAGAUGUCGCUUCAUCAGAAGAGAGAAGCAUUAGCAAUCCUCCUGAGGAGCAAAUACUUUUGCCACGAGUCACUCCGAGUUACGUCAAUAUUAGACGGAAUCGUCCUGUCGCUGCAAGUUCUAGCAGAGAUAGUAACGAUGUUAACGUAAAGGAAGAUGAGGUUGAUGUCGAUCAACUCGGUCCUCGACAACGUUUCCCUGUUUUAAGUACAAGAACCGAAAAGAAUGUUGCAGACAACAAGGAAUUAAAAACACAAAGAAACUCUACCAGUGAUAAUUUUGACGAAUUCCAAAGUCCAACUGAGACCGAGAAGUCCGCGAAGAGAACCAUUUUCCCUAAUAAAAAAGUCGACGAAUCCGCAAAAUCCAGGUACAUCAGUAUUCAACGUUUUAGAAGCACAACAGAGAAACAAGAAAAGAUUGAAAACGAAGAUACUCCAUUUAAUUCGAAAGAAACCCAAACAAAUUUAAACACAUUCAAGGACACAACUUCCUCUCCUGGAAGUUCAGCAUUCCCUUACACCGUAUCAAUGACUUUCUCACAGAGUUCAUCCUCGUCUUCACAAUCAACGACCCCUUUAACAACAAUUUCAACCACAAUUACAACCACAGAAAACCCAACAACUCAAUCAGUUACUAAUCACGACGAGUCUAUAUUCAGUACAAAAACACCUUCCCCAUCCUAUUCUUCAGUAAAUUCAGCGAAUGUAAAACUCGUCGAAGAAUCAGCAACUGAAAUUCUAUUGGCAACUUCGCCCUCCACCAGUCCUUCGACAGUUCCCAUCGAGUCUACAACGAAAGAAAUCUUCGCCGCUGUUUCCCAACCGAGACCCUUUGGAUUCACCCGCGGUAGAUCUCGAUCAAGUGUGACUUCAUCAAGUUUGGACUCCACGACUCCAUCGUCUUCCUCAAGGUCCAAGGUUAACAGUUAUCGUACAUCGUCAGAUAGUUUACGACGAGCAGGAUCAUUGAGUCGUGAGCCAAAUCGAAGUAGAGUGAGAACAACAACUCAUCAGACACUUUCUUCCGUUCAUCCGACGUUAAGACGAUUUACCAGUCCUGCACGUCAGACACUUCACCUUCAGGAUGUGACUCUUCCUUCACAAUUAAAUUAUGCUUCUGCGGACGAUACAGCGGCAGCUUAUCUUGAACACUUAGCAAGGCUAGAAGACCAGAGAGCUGAGAUGGACGAUCAGGCCAACAGAGCGCAUGAGUUAGUGCUCGAGAAUCUUGAAACGACAACAGAGUCUGGUAAUUCUCCAAGUGGAGCAACAUAUUGGCGAAAAAUAAGUACGACGGAACUGCCAAGAACUCUGGCAACCACUGACAUUCCGGCCUUAAGACGCCGACAGGGUCAAAAGUAUUACAACAAAAUUGUCACACAGAAUUUGACACAGCGACCUCGACGUCCAGCGAUAAUUGAUUACGAUUAUUAUGAGGACGAGGAAAUCAGAAUUGUGGGAAAGCCGAGGCUUAAUGGUAAGCUCUACGUCACUAGCAGGGGUCACAUCAAUUGUCUUGAUCAGGGCAAUUUCCCUCAUCCAACGUCAUGCAAAAAAUUCAUUACUUGCGCAAGAAUGGUCAGUGGGCAGGUCGUUGGAACUGAAUACACUUGUCCGAACAAACUCUCUUUCGAUCCAAUCGGUGGAAUCUGUAAUUGGUCCGCUGGUCUUGGCUGUCAAGAAUAAUUUACAUACCUCUAUUCAUCGCAGAUAAUUUCAUUGAUUGACAAAUCAAAAUUCAUUUUAAUAAUUCAUUAGAUCUCUAAAAUUUUACUAAUUAAGAAACGUUGUCUUUUCUCGAUGUUCCCAAUCAGCGCAGAUUAUUUAUUUUACUAUCUUAACAAAAUACAGCAACUAGAUCAACUUUUCUAAUUCAAAAAUUUUAACUUUGCAUAAACAAACUAAAAUUUAUAAAAUAAAUCUUUUUGAACUAUAAAAAAAUCUAUUCUUGAAAGUUUUAAAUCAAAUUAAUCAACUGUUUUCAAAAAUUAAAAGACUUAUUGUAAUUAAAUUAAAAGCUUAUUGUAAUAAUUAUAUCGAUAAUGAAAAAUAAAUAUAAAAUUUUUCAUGUACUUGAAAAUAAUUCCCUUUGCAUAUUACACGAAAGAAUCGAGAAAAAAUGACUUUUCAAAAAAAUGAAUGUUAUGGUUAUAAUCAAAUUUAAAAAUAAUUCUAACAUAAUUUUUACAAUAAAUAAUGUUCCGGUCGAAUUUAUAAUUUAAGUUGUAGGCAUUAUUUAAAUUAGACACGAAAAUUGUUGAACUCUCUUGAAAAAUGGUCUCUUGGAAAGGUCAUUGUGUCAGUAAGAAACGAAUCAUCUAGCCAUAUAAUUAAUUUGUAACCGCUGAGUGGUGAUAUUAUUGGAUAGAAAAAGAAGAUUUUUCUCUUGCGUGUACAUAUUUUUUGUAGAAUCAGUGUAAAUAAUUUAAGUUGAGAAUGAAAGCGGUUUAUUGCAGGCGAAAUAAUUUAUAUUUCUAUAUAUGUAUUUAAAAUGAAAAAUUGUGCAUGAAACAUGUUUUGUCAUUAUUUUGUAGCUGCAAAGUAUAAAGAUAUUAGUACGAAAAACAUUUUUAUAUCAUUUUUAAAUGCAAUAUGAAAACAAGCGAAUGAACUCGCCUUUUGUAUUUAUAGAGUAGAUUUUUAUAAAUUUAAUAAAACUUUUGAACAAAA